This is a messenger RNA of Procambarus clarkii (red swamp crayfish), 1866 nucleotides long. The record is from RefSeq and is a predicted model, not a curated record. NCBI's taxonomy places the organism in Eukaryota, Metazoa, Arthropoda, Malacostraca, Decapoda, Cambaridae.
AUGGGGCGCAACACCCCCCGCCCUCAGGGGGCGCAACACCCCCGCCCUCAGGGACGCAACACCCCCGCCCUCAGGGGCGCAACACCCCCGCCCUCAGGGACGCAACACCCCCGCCUUCAGGGGCGCAACACCCCCCGCCCUCAGGGGGCGCAACACCCCCGCCCUCAGGGGGCGCAACACCCCCCGCCCUCAGGGGCGCAACACCCCCGCCCUCAGGGGCGCAACACCCCCGCCCUCAGGGGCGCAACACCCCCGCCCUCAGGGGCGCAACACCCCCGCCCUCAGGGGGCGCAACACCCCCCGCCCUCAGGGGGCGCAACACCCCCGCCCUCAGGGGCGCAACACCCCCGCCCUCAGGGGCGCAACACCCCCGCCCUCAGGGGCGCAACACCCCCCGCCCUCAGGGGGCGCAACACCCCCCCGCCCUCAGGGGGCGCAACACCCCCGCCCUCAGGGGCGCAACACCCCCGCCCUCAGGGGCGCAACACCCCCGCCCUCAGGGGCGCAACACCCUCGCCCUCAGGGGGCGCAACACCCCCGCCCUCAGGGGCGCAACACCCUCGCCCUCAGGGGCGCAACACCCCCGCCCUCAGGGGCGCAACACCCUCGCCCUCAGGGGGCGCAACACCCCCGCCCUCAGGGGCGCAACACCCCCGCCCUCAGGGCGCAACACAACACCCUCGCCCUCAGGGGCGCAACACCCCCGCCCUCAGGGGCGCAACACCCCCGCCCUCAGGGGCGCAACACCCCCGCCCUCAGGGGCGCAACACCCUCGCCCUCAGGGGCGCAACACCCCCGCCCUCAGGGGAGCAACACCCUCGCCCUCAGGGGCGCAACACCCUCGCCCUCAGGGGCGCAACACCCUCGCCCUCAGGGGCGCAACACCCCCCGCCAUCAGGGGAGCAACACCCCCGCCCUCAGGGGCGCAACACACCCUCGCCCUCAGGGGCGCAACACAACACCCCCCGCCCUCAGGGGGCGCAACACCCCCCGCCCUCAGGGGGCGCAACACCCCCGCCCUCGCCCUCAGGGGGCAACACCCCCCGCCCUCGCAACACCCCCGCCCUCAGGGGCGCACCCCCGCCCUCACAACCCCCGCCCUCAGGGGCGCGCAACACCCUCGCCUUCAACACCCCCGCCCUCAGGGGCGCAACACCCCCGCCCUCAGGGGCGCAACACCCCCGCCCUCAGGGGCGCAACACACCCUCGCGCCCUCAGGGGAGCAACACCCUCGCCCUCAGGGGAGCAACACCCCCGCCCUCAGGGGAGCAACACCCUCGCCCUCAGGGGAGCAACACCCUCGCCCUCAGGGGAGCAACACCCCCGCCCUCAGGGGAGCAACACCCCCGCCCUCAGGGGCGCAACACCCCCGCCCUCAGGGGCGCAACACCCUCGCCCUCAGGGGCGCAACACCCCCGCCCUCAGGGGCGCAACACCCUCGCCCUCAGGGGCGCAACACCCCCGCCCUCAGGGGCGCAACACCCCCGCCCUCAGGGGCGCAACACCCCCGCUCUCACACACCCCCGCCCUCAGGGGCGCAACACCCCCGCCCUUAAGGGCGCAACACCCCCCGCUCUCAGGGGGCGCAACACCCCCCGCUCUCAGGGGGCGCAACACCCCCCGCUCUCAGGGGGCGCAACACCCCCGCCCUCACAUUUCUAUAUCCACUCUCUUCACACUGUAAGAGCCCAGGUGGAGAGUGAACUGGCCCAGGUGGAGAGUGAACUGGCCCAGGUGGAGAGUGAACUGGCCCAGGUGGAGAGUGAACUGGCCCAGGUGGAGAGUGAACUGGCCCAGGUGGAGAGUGAACUGGCCCAGGUGGAGAGUGAACUGGCCCAGGCUCUCCACCUUGGACACUUCCACUAG